GCACACUCCUUAACCAACUAGAACAACACACCAUCAGUGAGAAAGACAACGAAUUGCCAACAUGGUCCGCAAGCUCAAGCACGCGGAACAGAAGCUUCUUCGGAAGACCGACUUCAUCAACUACAAGUCGGACAACAAGCACAGAGAUCACGAUGUCGCCAGACGAUACAUGAUUCAGAAGCCCGAGGACUAUCACAAGUACAACAGGAUGUGCGGUUCCCUCCGCCAACUCGCCCAUCGUCUCAGUUUGCUUCCCCCAGACAACGAGGUGAGGCGAAAGCACGAGGAGCUUUUGCUCGACAAGCUUUACGACAUGGGAAUUCUUUCGUCCAAGUCGAAGCUGUCACAGGUGGAGCACCAAGUCACAGUCUCGGCCUUUGCCAGGAGGCGACUGCCCGUCGUCAUGACCAGACUUCGUAUGGCCGAGACCGUGCAAGCAGCGACCAAGAUGAUUGAGCAGGGUCAUGUCCGUGUGGGUGUUGAAGAGGUCCGUGAUCCUGCUUUCCUGGUGACGAGGAGUAUGGAGGACUUCGUUACUUGGUCUGUCGGCAGCAAGAUCAAGCAGAACAUUAUGAAGUACCGCGACAAGUUGGACGAUUUCGAGCUUCUUUGAGUGGCGGAAGAGCAUGGCUGCGGGCAUAUCAGGAAGUGGUAAUGGUACGUUGGGAGCUAGGCUGGAAAAUGGAUCACUGGGAAAGGACAUAUUACUGCGUUGUUUGCAAGUUGGCAUUGGGUGGAGUGCUCAUAUGCGAGCAAUAUUCUGUGGCGUUUUAGGGUAAAGGCAUUCAAAAUAUGUGAAAGGGAUUUAAGAUACC
Molecule: messenger RNA, 815 nt
Organism: Neurospora tetrasperma FGSC 2508
Lineage: Eukaryota; Fungi; Ascomycota; Sordariomycetes; Sordariales; Sordariaceae
Exons: 5
Coding region: 62-613 (183 amino acids)
Biological process (GO): rRNA processing
Cellular component (GO): Mpp10 complex; small ribosomal subunit; small-subunit processome
Molecular function (GO): structural constituent of ribosome; snoRNA binding; rRNA binding
Source: RefSeq, a predicted model, not a curated record